AAUAAACAAAAUAAUUUGAUAAGGCACAGCUGUCAUGCAGCUAGAAAAAUGCUUUUUCUUCUAGUGCCUUGUUUUAGAAUUAAAAACUGCUCCUCUGGCACUAUUAGCAGUUUAAUUUUACUUAGAAAAACACAUUACGAACCGCUAAGAUCCGUCUCCAGUUUCGUUCUGCGCCAUCGGUACAACAUGAAUAUCGCUUAUUUUCGUCAACUUCCCAACGAGGAACAGUGUUCUAUCAGCUUUCAUUUGGUCAACGAAAGGUACAAAAUCAACAAGGUUUUUAACUUUUGUCGGAAUGUCACCGAAAAUAUUGAUGCCAGUGCCGAGCGGAUGCGAGCUAAUAUUGAAAAGGAGCUGAAAAAAAGGACUAACAAGAAAAGGAAAGCUAACGUCGGAACUGCUUCAGAAGAGCUUGUAAAGACAGAUCCCGUGCCAGAAAUGAGUUCGUCUGUCAGCGAAGUUAGCGUACGAUUCUUUGAUAUGGAAAAAGAACAGGAUGUGAAGGACAUGCCUUUUUCGGAACUAAUAGAGAAAAUACAAGUUGAAAGGCAUAUACUACUGAAGGUGCUUGACGACGAUUUUCGAAUAACCUUGAACUCACCAUCCGUCCAGACAAUCAGCUUACCGCAAUCUAUUCUGGCAGGAUUCUACGUGUACCCUUCAAAGCUGGAACUGAUAUUCGCCGAUAAGGAUCAAUCGGAUUUUCAGUGGUUUCGAGGCAGAAUGCCGAAAUCGAACAACGCUCAGCUAAUUGAGUGGGAAAUGGUUGCUACCGGAUAUUCGUACCUGGUCAGCCCUGCCGAUGUUGGUCAUCAUUUGAAAUUUGUUUGCAUACCGAAAACAUCCCAGGAAGUGGGAACUUUGUCGGAGGUUAUUUCUGCAACCGAAGUUCAAGCCGGUCCUGGCCAAUGCCCUUUCGAAGUUCGUCAUCUGUUCACUCAAAGUAAGCUUGCCAAUCAGUACCAGUUCCGGGUUGUAACCUACAAUAUUCUCGCUGAUACGUACGCGGACAGUGACUACAGUCGGACGGAGCUGUUCGGAUAUUGUCCCAACUAUGCACUGCACAUCGACUAUAGGAAACAGCUUUUCAUUAAGGAAAUUGUGGGAUAUAAUGCGGAUAUCAUCUGCCUGCAGGAGGUUGAUAGGAAAAUUUUUGAUUUGGACUUGCUGCCGGUGUUGCGACUCAAGAACUUUGAUGGAAAUUUUAAAGCCAAAGGAAACACCGCUGAGGGGUUAGCCAUUUUUUACGAUGUGAACCGAUUUGAAGCAUUGGAUUCGCAGGGAAUCACGAUAGGAGAAUGUUUGGAAACAUUGGAACAGUUUCAGGGUCUAUGGAAUCAGAUCAAAACAAACGAGAAGCUUGCGGCUCGAAUUAAGGCGCGUUCGCAAGCGGUUAGCUUUACGUUGCUACGGUGUCGACAAAAUCCUCUCAAGCAUCUGCUCGUGGCCAACACUCACUUUUACUUUCAUCCGGAUGCGGAUCACAUUCGUCUGCUGCAGGGAGGUUUUGCUAUGCUCUAUAUUCGCGACAUGUACGAAAGAUUUGAGCGCGAGUUACAGUUGGACCGAGCUCAUUUUGGGAUAGUAUUUUGCGGGGACUUCAACAGCACUCCCGAGUGCGGAAUGUAUCGGCUAAUGACGGAACGUUUUGUCGGUGAUGAAAUGGCCGACUGGCAGAGUAACGAGGAAGAGGCGGUGCGGGGAGUUACGCUAUCGCAACCGUUCCCUUUUCAAUCGGCUUGUGGGUGCCCGAAAUUCACCAACUAUACGAUUGGUUUUCAGGCGUGCAUCGAUUACAUCUAUUACCAGUGCGAUGUCCUGCGAGUGAACGACGUUGUUCCGCUGCCCAGCGAGGAAGAACUGCUGGCUUAUGACGCCAUUCCAUCGCCCGUGUUUCCAUCUGAUCAUGUUGCGCUGGUGGCCAGCCUUGAAUGGACAAACAAGUCGUGAUGAGAGGUAACCGUUUAUGAGCAAUUUGUACGAUAAGCUGUAUUAAUUGUAUUAUAGUGUACAAUGGAAUAAAAGAUUUACCCGCAAUUAUUGAAACUAAUCA
This is a messenger RNA of Topomyia yanbarensis, 2053 nucleotides long. Its product is annotated as 2',5'-phosphodiesterase 12-like. The transcript has 2 exons. Lineage: Eukaryota; Metazoa; Arthropoda; Insecta; Diptera; Culicidae. Gene Ontology annotation, cellular component: mitochondrion. The coding region runs from base 49 to 1950 and encodes 633 amino acids. Gene Ontology annotation, biological process: nuclear-transcribed mRNA catabolic process, deadenylation-dependent decay. Gene Ontology annotation, molecular function: 3'-5'-RNA exonuclease activity. The record is from RefSeq and is a predicted model, not a curated record.